AUAAUUAAAAGCCCAUUCACAACUUCAGAAAAACAAAAACAAUUUGAUUGAUCCAACACGUUCUUCUCACUUUCACUUCUCUCUCUCUCUCUCUCUCUCUCUCUCUCUCUCUCUCGAUUGAUCAUUUUCCAUUCUCGAUCUCCGAUCAGCAACUUCAGGUAUUUUAAUAAGUAGAAGAGAGAAAAAGGAGAAGAAAAAAUGUCGGGGCAAUCACAGCGUUUGAAUGUGGUCCCCACAGUGACAAUGCUUGGUGUUGUGAAAGCACGUUUGGUUGGUGCAACAAGAGGUCAUGCACUUCUGAAGAAGAAAAGUGAUGCUUUAACUGUUCAGUUUCGUCAGAUCCUGAAAAAGAUUGUUUCAACAAAGGAAUCAAUGGGUGAUAUCAUGAAAACAUCUUCAUUUGCGUUAACUGAGGCUAAGUAUGUAGCUGGUGAUAACAUCAAGCAUGUUGUGCUUGAGAAUGUUAAGGAAGCUUCACUUAGGGUGCGUUCUCGUACUGAGAAUGUAGCUGGAGUGAAGCUUCCAAAAUUUGAGUAUUCUGCUGAUGGUGAGGCAUCGAAGAAUGACCUUACCGGGUUGGCUAGAGGUGGUCAGCAGGUGCAGCAGUGUCGUGUUGCUUAUAUUAAGGCAAUUGAGGUUCUUGUUGAGCUUGCUUCUCUUCAGACCUCUUUCCUUACCCUUGAUGAUGCUAUUAAGACUACUAACCGUAGGGUUAAUGCUCUUGAGAAUGUUGUUAAGCCGCGGUUGGAGAAUACUAUUAGUUACAUUAAGGGUGAGUUGGACGAGCUUGAGAGAGAGGAUUUCUUUAGGUUGAAGAAGAUUCAGGGUUAUAAGAGGAGGGAAAUUGAAAGGAAGAUGGUGCUUGCUAGGGAACAACAGGCUGUUGAAAAGUUACAAUUGCUGAAAGGGGUUUCGUAUGAAUCCACAAAUUUGUUGGCUGGUACAACCGGUAAAGACGAGGAUAUCCUUUUCUAAAUAUAAAUAUAGAGAGAGAUGUGUUCUUGCUCCUUCUUUGAGGGGGUGGCUGGCUAUGUCUCGGUGUUGCUGCUGUUUCUUCUUGCAGGGUGAGACUUCUGCACAAUUUGUUUAGAUGAGACAUUGUUCUGUAUCAUGAAUAAAGGUGCUUAAUAUGUGUUUAUUUAUUUCUUUGUUAUUUUAAGGACAUAAAUUUUUAUCAUGUUCAGAGGCAUUGAGACAAUCUUCAUUUGAAAUUAUGGUUCUUAUCUGGUCUUGUGAAUGAUUUAAGUUGUAAUUUGCUAUAGUUUUCCUUUCAAAAUGUAUUAAAUCUCCAUAGAACAUAUGACUGUAGCAGGAGUUAUGGGACAUGUUGAAUAAAGAAAUUUAAAUGUAGGGCUUUAUCCCUA
Trifolium pratense (red clover) is the source of this 1364-nucleotide messenger RNA. RefSeq names its product V-type proton ATPase subunit D. NCBI's taxonomy places the organism in Eukaryota, Viridiplantae, Streptophyta, Magnoliopsida, Fabales, Fabaceae. Gene Ontology annotation, molecular function: proton-transporting ATPase activity, rotational mechanism. Bases 199 to 975 code for a protein of 258 amino acids. The record is from RefSeq and is a predicted model, not a curated record. Gene Ontology annotation, cellular component: vacuolar membrane; proton-transporting V-type ATPase complex. The transcript is spliced from 2 exons.